This is a messenger RNA of Ustilaginoidea virens, 801 nucleotides long. RefSeq lists its product as uncharacterized. The transcript is spliced from 2 exons. The record is from RefSeq and is a predicted model, not a curated record. Gene Ontology annotation, molecular function: oxidoreductase activity, acting on NAD(P)H, oxygen as acceptor. Gene Ontology annotation, cellular component: intracellular anatomical structure. The coding region runs from base 1 to 801 and encodes 266 amino acids. NCBI's taxonomy places the organism in Eukaryota, Fungi, Ascomycota, Sordariomycetes, Hypocreales, Clavicipitaceae.
AUGCCCGUCUCUGUCCCCAAAGCCGACCGUCUCACCGACCUCUUCAGCCUCAAGGGCAAGGUCGUCGUCGUCACCGGUGCCUCGGGCCCCCGCGGUAUGGGCAUCGAAGCCGCGCGUGGCUGCGCCGAAAUGGGUGCCGACGUUGCCAUUACUUACUCCUCACGAAAGGAGGGCGCCGAAAAGAAUGUCGAGGAGCUGACCAAGGACUAUGGCGUCAAGGUCAAGGCCUACAAGCUGAAUGUCGUUGACUACAAUGAAGUGGAGAAGUGCAUCAACGCCAUUGUCGCCGACUUUGGCCGGAUUGACGGCUUUAUUGCCAACGCUGGCGCCACGGCAGAUGCGGGUGUCAUUGAAGCCCCCGCCGCCGCCUGGGACAAAGUCAUCCAGAUCGACCUCAACGGCACCGCAUACUGCGCCAAGGCAGUCGGCGCUCACUUCAAGAAGCAGGGCAGCGGCUCGUUUGUCAUCACCGCCUCCAUGUCGGGCCACAUUGCCAACUACCCUCAAGAGCAGACGUCAUACAACGUCGCAAAGGCUGGCUGCAUCCACAUGGCACGGUCGCUGGCCAACGAGUGGCGAGACUUUGCCCGUGUCAACUCCAUUUCUCCUGGGUACAUCGACACUGGCCUCUCCGACUUUAUCGACCCCCAGACCCAGGAGUUGUGGCGUUCCAUGAUUCCUCUCGGCCGCAAUGGAUUGGCCAAGGAGCUCAAGGGCGCCUAUGUGUACCUCAUUUCCGAUGCCAGUACUUACACUACCGGGGCGGAUAUUAUCAUUGAUGGUGGAUACACUGUCCGCUAA